CAUUUGUUUACCCGGCAAGAAAAAGAUUACAUGUAAUUUUGAGGAUGAGGAAGAUGAUUAUGUUGAGGAAAUGCCCUCAUUAUCCAUCGGGAUGCGUGAAACAAACAUAAGAUAUGAUCACAAUGAGGAUGAUCUUCCCUUUAUCGCACACCAUAAUGAUGGCAUUGAAGUGUUAACGGAAAAAGCUAAGUGAGGAAUUGUACACACUAUGAGCGACGACGACGGAGAUGAGCCUGGUCAUAAUCAAGAUCCUCAUGGCGGCGGUGGCGGUCAAAGAGACAGCGAGGGGCGAAAAAUAAUUGAAUUUGUUGAUACCGAUGUUGUCAUCGGUGAGUGGGCUGAAGAGUUUAAAUCAUUCUUGGGGAAGAUGGUACGUUCCCGAGUGAGUAUAAACAUUGAUAGUUGGAAGAAAGUUUCAAAAGCGAAUAAAGAUCAAAUCUUUAAAGAGAUACAGCAUGACUAUGCUGUGGAGGAUAAUAUGAAAAAACCAUUAUUGAAAAAGUUGGGCAAAAUGCACCGAGAUUGGAGAAAUCGAUUGCGAUCAGGUUUCAUAAAUAAGACUCGUCAAGUGGGAAAGGAUUGUGGGGAAGCUUUUGAGAAGUAUAAAGACCAACUUACCAAAGAAGAGUGGGAUAGUUUCGUGGCAAAGACUAUGACUCCUGAGUUUGUGGCUUUGAGCGAGAAGAAUAAACAAGCUGCACUUCAGAAUAUCUAUCCUCAUCAUAUGGGUCGUUCAGGAUAUGUUCUUUCCAUACCGAAAUGGAAAGAGCAAGGAUUAUUAGAUCAGUUUCUUACCGGUUCAGAAGUAGAUUCAACGAACUCUAGCACAACCACUUCUGGUGAUAUUCCAAGACAUGUCACUUGGUUUUGUGCAAGGUCUGGAUUAACAGCGGAUGGUCACAUCGUGUUUCCUGGUAAUACUGAGGGCAUGCGCGAGAAAAAAGAGAAGUUGGAUAAACUUCAAGAAGAUGUAGCAGCAGGAACGUGGAAGCCAAGUGGUCGACAUGAUAUAUUGACGGAGGUUGUUGGGAAGCCUGAUUACCCUGGACGUGCACGUGGCGUCGGUGGUGGUGUGGGUUAUACACAUGUCUUUGAUCGAGAGUCGAGAAGCACACAUCGAGAUAAGGUUGGUAAUUUGAGUGAUGUUGACCUAAAGCAGUUGCAAGAGCGUUUGAUGAAAGACAUGCAACAUUACUUUGUUCCAAGAAGUGAAGUGCCUAUCGGGGAUUCAAUGCCUACUUUUGAGGCGGCCCACGUGGAUACUAUGAACUCUGCUGCACCCCAUCUUAAAAAACAUUCAUUGAUGGUGCAUUUUGUAGGCUUGCUGUUGAGUCACACACUUAUCCUGGUGAUAAGAGUUUGGACUUUGUGGCCAUGGCUGUAGCCUACAACACGCCUGUUGGGUCGUUAAUCCAUAAUGUACCGAUGUGUGAAAACACAAUCAAAGUGAACAUAUGUAUGGCAUAUCGAGAGUUUGAAGACUGUCCAUUGCUUUAUCCUAAUGAAGCCGCUGAUAUGAAUGUUGUAGCAGACGCUGUAGGUUCAUUUGUUCAAUGGCCAUCUCAUUUGGUUUUUUUGAGGGAGAGGAACCACCGUCUAAGUCAAAAAAGAAGGAUGGAGCUAAGAAAAAAGUACCCUAUAUCGUGAGAGAUUCACCAAAAGUAACGGUUGAACCCAGCUCACAUUCAUUGGUCAGUGAAACUGUUCUUCAUUCACUUACAGAUGAUCUUUUAAGAUUGCAUGAAAAUCUUGAGUGGUAUGAGCCCGAUCUUUGUAAGUUUUCUAUUCCUCUUCCU
Cuscuta europaea is the source of this 1796-nucleotide messenger RNA. The record is from the annotation of a GenBank genome assembly. NCBI's taxonomy places the organism in Eukaryota, Viridiplantae, Streptophyta, Magnoliopsida, Solanales, Convolvulaceae.